Molecule: messenger RNA, 3030 nt
Organism: Mesorhabditis belari
Lineage: Eukaryota; Metazoa; Nematoda; Chromadorea; Rhabditida; Rhabditidae
Source: the annotation of a GenBank genome assembly
AUGAGCACUCAAAUCUGUCUGCUCAUCAUUUUACUAUUAUUCUUUGGAGAAACGAGAAGCUCUGAAAACUAUGAGCUCCGGAUACACGAGGGAGCGAAAAGCGGUGUUCGAAUGACGAUGGGAAUCGAGUUUCAGAGAAAGAUGGACGGUUUAAAGCAUUGUUUUGGUCAAUUAGAGACUUCGGUUGAAUGGAUUGAGUUCAGAGCCGCGCGAUCCGCUUUCUACACGAAUGAACCAGUGCCUUAUUUUGAUGCAAAAAAGGCACCAAAUUUGGAAGGAACACUUCACUUAUUAUGCACGGGAAAUAAAAUGAUCUCUCUUUCAUUCCACGUUCAUAUCACUCGUUUAAAUCGUCAUCCACCAACAUUUGUCAAUGGAAAUGACUUUACUUUCUAUGUUCCAAUCGAUAUACGAAAAGAAGAACUUGGAGAAAUUGCGACUUUACAAGUAGAAGAUGUCGAUACAGUGAUUUACAACUCACAACGAAUGCUUCGAUUCACAAAGGAUCAAUCAUUAUUCACAAUUGAGUCUGAUGGAAGGCUGAGAUUGAAAAGCACAUUGACAAGUCAACAACCAUAUAAACCAAUCCAUUUUGAGGUAUUAGCAAUCGAUUUUGGCAGCCCACAAUUGCAUACAAUUGCUAAUGUGACUGUGAUUCCGGUGACUGUUUCAAGAGUCGAGAAUUUGAAAGUGAACGUGGCCACGGAUGAUUAUCAAAUCUUUGAAUGGGAUAAGCCGAAAUAUGGAGUGGCUACAAAAUACAGAUUAACGAUUCGCAAGGGUGAAUCGAUUCUCUACGAAGAGGAGAUGGACUCAAAGCAUACAAGUGCUCUCACAAAGGUACCAAUCGAUGCUGGCGGUGAUUUCUCAUAUCAAGUGACGUCUGUUGAUCAUACUGGAGAGACUCCAUCAGAGAUCAAUCGAUUUAGUGUCAUUCAAAAUGAUUUAACUUGCACAGGACAAUGUGCUCAGGGUGGCGGCAUUCCCCUUUGCCAUUACGGACUGCAUCAAGUUGUUCAACAGUACUCUGAUGAACGAGGUCAUCACUGUCAUUGCUAUCACGGAUAUUCUGGAAACACAUGUCAAUACACUGAUACUUGUCCAGCUGAGAAAACCUUAGACGUCUAUGGAGGACUUGAUUGGCCAGAGACACCGGUAAAUUCCUCUGUGCCCGCUCCUUGUCCGUACAAUCACGAUGGAGAGACAUUGUCUCGUGUCUGUGGCUGGGAACCGAUCAUGGGCAGAGCUGUGUGGCAACCGGCGUUAAACGCUGAGAAAUGUGUUCCACAAAUCUCACUCCUCACCCACCUCGGAAUGAUCGGCACAUUCGCGGGGAAAGCAGACUCUACCUCUACAGUGCAUACAGUCGUUCGCUAUUUUCGAAAGCUGCUUAACGUGCCAGCAUUUACUGCAAUGCCCGAUCCACAUGCAAUCAUUCCACAAGCCCAAUCACCGGCACACUUUGAUCAAAAGAUUGCUGAGGAGGUGGUGCAAGUGGUGGAACAAGUUUUACAUGUAAACAUCUCAAAUCUCAAAGGGAAUGGAACGCAAGCAAGAGCUGAUAUGUGGUCAGUCCUUCGGGAUUUCACCUUCCGUUUGCCUGUGCCAAUGUCACUAGCCUCGUCCACUCAUGGACUCCAUUUACGAGCCAAUCAUUGGCUUGCCGGUGCUGACAACUACAAGACUCUCGUCGGAGCAUCGUGCUAUGUAAAGCUCUCCACCAUUCAAAAGGACAACAUCAUUCGAUCAAUUUGUAUGCAGAAUGGAACCUUAUUUGAAAUGAUUGAUGGAAGAAACCCAGUGCUAUCACUUGAAGUCGACCGUCCCCUCCACAACUCAUUCUCUCGAGUCAACUUCGGUCUUCGUCCACCAUAUCAAAACACAAGUGACAACUAUACUUGUGUCAUCUGGGAUCAGCAUGCUCUUUCUUGGUCAACACGAAACAUUCGUCGUCUCUCUGCUGAUGAUCACGGUUUUGUCGUUUGCGAAUCGUCUCAUCUAGGAGUUUUCGCAUUAUUACCAGAAUCUUUAUUCAUCACUCGAUCUCCUCUCCUUUCUACUUUAACAUCAACACUUCCAACAGUGACCUCAGGGAUUUCUGUGAUCGUUGCAGCAAUCUUUCUCUUUAUUGCAGCUUGUCAAAGAGCUCCAUCCACUGACAUCCAUCUAUUGUUACUCCUCUUCGACAUUUUCUUGAUACACUUUGUGCAUUUAGCGCAAUUGAUUGGACCUCAGAUUGGUGACUCGUAUCUCCUUUCCCCAUCCGUUCAUCUCGGUCUUCAAUUCGGCGUCAUCUCCGCAACGGCAACGCUUUGCCUCAUCGUAGCAGCACUUCACUCGUUCAUGACUUCUCUCAGAGAUCAUCCGACAAAAGAAGACCUAGAGGAAGCCUGUUGUUCUCGAUCAGCGCGACUCGUCAUUUUUGCACUUGUGAUUCCCGGUGUACUUACUUUCAUCACUUAUCACUAUUCAACAAAUGGAAUCUAUGAUUUCUCAAGAGUUGUUGAGCGCGUCGAAUGGCUGUUCAUCUUCACCUAUCUCAUCCCGGCCGUUUUCUUCCUCUCACUCGCAAUGGCGUUCGCCAUUUGGAACAUUGUACUUGGAAAUCAACUCGAUCGCUCGACAACACCGAACUCUCGAUGUCUUGCCAUUUCACCAGCCACUUCAGCCUCAAUCUCUUCAUUGCUUCUCAUGAGUGCACUCACCGCCGAUGUUGUGCUAUUCAUUUUAAGAGAAUUCACAAUAACAGCUGUCCUCGGUCUGUCAAUGGCUCAAAUCAUCCUCUGUCUAGCCAUUUUCAAAUUCUCCGGCUAUUUAUUCAGAAUACGAAUGCUGACUGAAUGUGAUCCAGAUGGUGGCUCGACAAGGUCAUUGGAGAGAAAACGAGAUAUUUCAAGAGCUCUGCUAGAACACGUUGAUGCUAAGCAUACUUAUGGCAGCGACGUGGACAGCGUUCGGUCGGAUUCAGCUCAUUUUCUGAGCAAUUUGACAUCAAAUCUCUACGAUCGUCAACCAAUGGUUUCAAUUGUU